Trypanosoma theileri is the source of this 894-nucleotide messenger RNA. RefSeq lists its product as uncharacterized. Bases 1 to 894 code for a protein of 297 amino acids. NCBI's taxonomy places the organism in Eukaryota, Euglenozoa, Kinetoplastea, Trypanosomatida, Trypanosomatidae. The record is from RefSeq and is a predicted model, not a curated record. The transcript has a single exon.
AUGUCGUUAGUUUUGCGGACCCUCUUUUCUGCCACGCGCCCCCUCCGUCAGCAGGCCCAGUCCGCCGCCCCUCACACCGCCGAGUGGAUGCUGCGGGGAGUGGCGGCGAAGAUACCGCCGGCGGGGGUCACCGGCGCGCAGCUGCAGGCGAUGCUGGAGGAUGAGGCGCCGCACUUCCAGCCAUCUGCAGUGGGUGCCCUCUCACUCAAGGACGCCAUUCAAAGCUUUCCAAACAUGUUUAUAGUGGAAACAGACAAUACGGGGAAGUGGAUUGUCAAGUCGGUUGGUAACGCCCGCAGUAGCUCGGAAAUAGACAAGAGUGGCGCUCUCGGUAUUGUCGACUUUUGCCGUAGUAAUUCACUUGUUGUGCCUCAAGGCGCAUAUACAUCAUUACUUGUUGCAAUGCAGAAGACUGGUAUCAAAGAUAAAGGAAUUCUGCGAGAGUUAUUAAUGAGUGACGAGAUAUCACGGGUUCUUCAGGUGAAAUUAUCUCUUGGUUUGAAACCAAAGCGCCAACCUAGUAAUGCGUAUUGCUUUAUUGACGGUGAUGAAAUUGGUACAAAUGCUGUUCAACAGAUGUGGAAAGAACUAAAUCUCACUCAAGAGUCAACUCGAUUUGUAGCUAGACGUCCAACCUCAGUGAAGCACAGUGGUAGUGACAUUAUUGCACCAGAUGAUAUGCCCACUUAUGCCAUUUUAGAACUAAAGGCAAGGGAACUGGCCCUUCGUCAAUCUGUUGUUUUGCAAGACAUUAUCUACAUGUGUUCCUCAAAACAAUUUGCAGUAUAUGCCGAGCAUGUUGCUAAACUAAAUACAUUCCCAGAUUCAGACGUAUAUGUGUGUUGCCCUAGCAAGAUAAGGUUGGUUUCUAAGAAACAGUACGUUCCUUUGUGA